CUGAGGAACACUUAUCAACGACUGGCAACUACGGGGGUUCCGCCGCUUGCACGCGUUCUGUACGCGCGUGCAGCUUUCUAUUAAUAUUAUCGGCUGUGCAAGGAGCCUCGGCCCUUGGAAAUAGUCGCAUACAUAUAAGAGGCCAGGUCGUCUCGCAACAGUGCAAUCAUUUCACACCCUCACAUCAAUCAAACUGUGCGGCUUCCGUAGAGACAAAGGCUCAGGCAAUAAGCAAAGCCCCCAUCCACGCGAAGCCAUGGCCGCCUAUCCCACUCACUUCCGGGAUGUCGUGGAACAACUGCUCCAGAAUCUGAGAUCAGAGAAAGACUCAGAGGCACAUAGGAUCUUCCGUUCACACCCUGGACACAAGUCUAAGCACAUAAUCCCAGAAACUGUCAACCCUAAUGAAGAGACUGUUCCAGGGGUGCAACACCCAGGAUCGACAGGCGUUAUAUAUUGCACUGACCGUGCUAUGGCCAAUGGUUUUACAUACGGAGACCCGCAAUGGGCCAAUCUCGGUCAAGGUGCACCAGAAGUAGGGGAAAUACCCGAUGCACCACCUCGCAUCACUAGUUUCCAAAUACCAGUGGAAGCACUGGAGUACGGUCCCACCACAGGCGUGAAAGCAUUCCGUCAAGCUGUCGCCAAUCUGUACAAUAUACAGUAUCGCCAAGGGAAAGAAAGCAAGUAUACGUAUGAGAACGUAUGUAUCGUCCCUGGUGGGCGUGCUGGCAUGAGCCGCGUGGCUGCAGUUGUCGGCGAUGUGUAUUGUGGAUAUCAAGUUCCAGAGUACACAACUUAUAGUGAGGUCCUGUCCGUGUUCAAACGCCUGGUUCCUGUCCCCACUGCGCUGAAACCUGAGAACGAAUAUCGAAUCGACGUCGAACAGUUGAAGGGAGAUAUCAGGACGCAGGGUCUCCAGGUUAUCGUUGCUUCUAACCCCAGGAACCCCACAGGCCAGGUAAUCAGAGGCGAGGAUCUCAAAGCAUUAAUCAAAGUUUGCAUACCACAUACAACUCUCGUUUUGGAUGAGUUCUAUUCAUGGUACAUCUAUCCCAAGGAAGGCGAGGAUUAUGGCCAGUCUGUCAGCGGCGCCGCUUUCGUGGAGGACGUCAACGAGGACCCUGUCGUUCUCAUCGAUGGUCUUACAAAGAAUUUCCGUCUUCCGGGUUGGCGCACCUGCUGGGUAAUUGGCCCCAAAAACCUCAUCAGCGCUCUAUCUCAGAGUGGUUCUUUUCUUGAUGGAGGUGCCAACCAUCCGCUGCAAAUUGCUGGAUUGCCAUUACUCGAUCCUGAUCGCGUGAUUCAGGAGAAACUCGCUCUGCAGAAACACUUCCACAAGAAGCGUGACCAUGUAUUGAAGAGGCUUGCCGAGAUUGGGUUGCCCGUGAAGGUGAUUCCUCAUGCGACGUUCUAUAUCUGGUUAGACCUGUCCAGUUUGCCUCAUCCGUUGGAUGAUGGCUUGACAUUUUUCGAAGAGCUUCUGAGGGAAAAGACUAUUGUCAUCCCAGGGAUCUUCUUUGAGAUCAAUCCCGCUCACAGACGCGAUCUCUUUGCUUCUCCUUGCCACCACUUCAUCCGUAUCUCAUUUGGUCCUCCGUUAUCUGAACUUGAUAAAGGACUCGAUGCCAUUGCCAGGGUCCUAGAGCGUGUCAGAAGGGAAGGGGCGAAAGACUUUGGCCACAGCUACAAACACUCUGGAGGGGAGAGUGCUGUUCACCAGUGAAGAAUAACGGCCCGUCCAGCGACUCUAAAGAUCGUUUGUUCGUAAAUGUAUGUUUGUCAUCUACGUGAGAUAUUGUACUCGUACCCGCGUUGAUACGUGGCAAUGCGGCUAUCCCAGCACAUGAGGGGAUCGUCAAUACAUGACUGGUUGAUGUCGUCGA
Messenger RNA from Cantharellus anzutake, 1886 nucleotides. Its product is annotated as aminotransferase. NCBI's taxonomy places the organism in Eukaryota, Fungi, Basidiomycota, Agaricomycetes, Cantharellales, Hydnaceae. The record is from RefSeq and is a predicted model, not a curated record. Gene Ontology annotation, molecular function: pyridoxal phosphate binding. The transcript has 14 exons. Gene Ontology annotation, biological process: biosynthetic process. The coding region runs from base 257 to 1726 and encodes 489 amino acids.